Molecule: messenger RNA, 2541 nt
Organism: Manduca sexta (tobacco hornworm)
Lineage: Eukaryota; Metazoa; Arthropoda; Insecta; Lepidoptera; Sphingidae
Product: zinc finger CCCH-type with G patch domain-containing protein
Exons: 10
Coding region: 247-1890 (547 amino acids)
Biological process (GO): regulation of transcription by RNA polymerase II; negative regulation of DNA-templated transcription
Cellular component (GO): nucleus
Molecular function (GO): metal ion binding; RNA polymerase II cis-regulatory region sequence-specific DNA binding; DNA-binding transcription factor activity, RNA polymerase II-specific
Source: RefSeq, a predicted model, not a curated record
AUGUCAAAUGUAUUAUUUUAGUUUGACAGUAGCAAAAUAAAAAAAUAUAUUUUAGGAUUUGUAAGGAAAGGAAAAAUUUUACAUAGUAUAAUUGUAAAUGGGUUGCAAUUCAUGCGAACUGCAUUCACAUUACAAUGACAAAAAUUUAUUAAAAUUAUUUUACCGCUAAGUCUACAACAAUUUAGUAAACAAAAUAAUUUCUUAAGUGUGAAAUUAGUUCAUUAGAAGUUGCAUUGAUUAUAAAAAAUGGGGGAUCUUCACACAUCUUUGGAUCAAUAUCAAGACCAGGUUAUUGUUUUAAAUUUGUCAAUGGUAAAUCAAGCCUUAGAAAACACGAAAGAUGGGGACGAACGAGAAUCGCUUUUAACAUUAAAAGCAAAUUUGCAACAACUUAUUCAAUUGACGAAAGAAAGCUUGGAUACUAUGUGCAUAAACUCUAAGCCAGUGGAAUCAUCAGAUAGUAAUGCAACACAAAAUAAAAAUGAUUUGGAUGAUGAAUAUGCAUUGUUUAUGCAAGAAAUGGCUGAAACAGAUGCUUACAAUUCCAAAGACACACAGGAGCAAUCAGAAUCUGCAGAUAAUAGUGAUAUUGAGGAUGAACUUUCAAGUCUGCCUGGGAUGAAAUGUGCUGUGUACUACACUCACAAGUGGGGUGGCCAGGCAAGCCUACAUAAUGCUAUGGUCAGUGCCAUUGUACCACGUCAAGAUGAUGACCAAUUUACAGAUCUUCAGGUUUGUGUGUUGUUCACGCAUCCUACCCACGCCGAGAUGUUGCCUUGUCCCUUUUUCUUAAAUGGUGAAUGCAGAUUCGACAAUGAACAAUGUAGAUAUUCUCAUGGCUAUGUGACUCCAUUGUCAGCUUUGAAAGAAGCUAUUGAACCUAAUUUUGCAUCAGUUAAAGUUGGUAGCAGAGUGUUAAUAAAGUUGAGGCCACCAGAUGAUGAAGAUAUUAAUUUAACAAAAAAGGCUUCAGAGAAAUACCAUUUAUGGCACAGAGCUGUAAUAAAAAGUAUAAAUUCAGAAAACAAUACUUGUAUAGUGAAAUUAGAGCAGCGGCUCACAACUGGUGAAAAAAGGAAAGUGGAUUCUAAUGAGUAUAAUGUUCGUAUAGAAGACAUCUAUCCAUUAUCCGUUGAAAAUGAAGCGGAUAGUGAUUCCAGCGACGAUCUAUCCGAUACCGAGUACCCUGAUACGAAAACAGCACGAACCGGUGCGGAUCAACGAGCUGCACUUGUUCAAAAGAGUCUACAAAACAAUUCUCCCGCCAUGGGAGAGUGGGAGCGUCAUACUAGAGGUAUUGGCUCAAAGUUGAUGCUGGCGAUGGGUUACGUACCUGGUACGGGAUUAGGUGCAAGUGGAGAGGGCCGCGUGCAGCCGGUUGAAGCUCGAGUGCUGCCCGUCGGCAAGAGUCUUGAUCAAUGUAUGGCGAUCUCAGAAAAAAAUUCUGCGCAAGAUCCGUUGAAGGUGGAACAGAGGUUAAAGAGGCUUCAGAAGAGAGAAGAAGAUCGAAAUAAGAGAGCUUACGAAAGAGAAAAAGAGAGGGAGAGAAGAAACGUUUUUAAUUUUAUUAAUAAAACACUAGGGGAUAAACCUGAUCAGGAGUCACCAGCUGUAGCCGCAGCCGCAGCCGCCGACGUAAAACAAUCUUCAAGCAAAGAUUUAAAUAUAGAACAAUUUAAAAUAACGGAAGACACGAAAAAAAUUGAACGUGAUAUUAUAAAACUUAAUAAUUCGUUGAUUAAGUACCCGCCAGGUACCAACGGACAUCGCAGUAUAAACUUGAAAAUUUCGGAAAAAACUAAAGAGCUUAGUGCUUUACAAAACCGCGAGCGGGAUAUUGUAAAAGAACAGAGACAACGGAAAGACAAACAUAAGAUGACAGUUUUUUAACAAUGCCUUGAGUGCAAGUUUCUGUUUAUUUGUUAAUAGAAAAUAUUACUUUUAUGAAACUAUGCUGUUUCAACUAAUAGAUAAAUACCUUUAGUAGACUAGAUCCCAGGUAAUUUGCGUAAGAAAACCAUUCACCGAGUGUUGACCAAACUGACAUUAGAACUCGGGACCUCACAACCUAUAUACAGGCAACAUAUUUUUCUCGCUGCUAAUGUGUAAAAUAAAUUAUUAAUGAUUAAAUUUUGCAUUACAUUGUGCUAAGUCAUCUCCCCUGGCGUUGAUAGAUUUAACUGCAAACACACUUAAUAAUUUAUAUUUUUUGGGCGGCUAGUUCCGGUUGGUAUAAAAAAAGAAAAAAACAGACCCUCACAAUCCCCUUCAAACGAAAAAAUAAUUUAAUUUUAUACCACUAGAAAUAUCCAAACGUUAUCUCGUUCGUUUUGGAAGAUACAGGACUCCAAAUUUCCCUCAGAAUGACUGCCAAAAAUCGGCCUGAUCUAACGUAAUUAUCGAAACUAUUAAUUAUGAUUUAGGACCAACGAUAAAACGAAUUCUGAUUUUGUAAUCAUAAAUUUAGGUUACAGAGCUAACAUUGAAGCAAAAGAGUUGAUGUUCGUCAUGGGGGUAUUUAAUAAUAAAACCUUUGAAUAA